CAGGGGGAGUGUACUAGCUUCUUUCGCCAGUAGCUGUUGGUCUCUGGGAUGGUCUUGAAGGUGUCUGAUGCCUCGUGUCUCAGGCUGGACGCGGGUGGGAGCUCACGGGGAGAUCUCACCCACCAUUUCCAGCCAUCCGCGCGCUUACACAUCGGUAGCUAGAUUUGGUUAAAAAGUAGGAGGCGGGGGUGAGAACCAGUGCCAAUCCACGAGCGAAGCUCUGCCUCAUUUUUGGGAAACCUGCCUGGCAAGACUUGGAGUCUUACCUAGGUAUCCACACCACCUCGUUAGGAUUGGUCAACAGGGGUACCAUGUGCCACGGCAGGAGGGAGCUGCAGGUGUCAAAGUGAUAGCAAGAGGCAGGCGACAUGAGAGAUUGGGCUACAUGCUACAUCUGUGAACUUACUGGCAGAAGAUAUAAUCUAGAGUGAGACUGAGGACAUUUCAAGAUGGCCAAAGAAGAGCCCCCAAGUGUCUCCAGAGAUUUGCAAGAGCUGCAAAGGAAGCUGUGUUUGCUGUUAGACUCCUUCCAAAGUAACUCAAAGGUGGUUGCCUUCAUGAAGUCCCCGGUGGCUCGGUACCUGGACAGGCAUCCUUUCCUGGCUCUUACCAUGCUGAUGUUUGUUAGCAUGUCAGCCAUCCCUGUUGGCUUCUUCCUGCUUAUCGUGGUGCUCACCUCCCUGGGUGCUCUUAUGGGGGCCAUAUUGCUGGAAGGACUGGUCAUCUCUGUGUGCGGCCUCUCACUUCUCUGCAUCCUCUGUGGCUUGGGCUUCGUAUCACUUGCCAUGUCCGGGAUAGCCAUGAUGUCCUAUGUGGUAGUGUCAUGCCUCAUGAGCUAUUGGUUUUCUCCCAGGCCCCUGACACAGCAAAAUGCCAACACUGACUGUCAGCUGGCUAUGAAACCCAUGGACUUCGAGAGGCUCUGCCAGGAAUGAUGGAGCCAAAUGGAACCAGCGCUUGCUUUCUAAGCAUGCCGGGAAAGCUCUUCCCCUCGCCGCUUGAAUCAGAGCUCCGGAGAGAGGGCUGAAUGCUUGCUCUGCUUCACUGCUCACUGCGUCUAAAGUCCUGCAGUGAUCAGGGCGCCUCCCCACCUCAUCACUCCCUAGUAUGCAGUCUUGACGUUAGCAGAGUACUGGGCUUCUAGAACUGGGAAGCUUAACCACUAGGGCCUCUGGGUUGAGUCCCAGGCCCCACCUGGGAGUAAGAUGGAUUGUUUUUGAAGUUUAAUUUUUUUUAUUGGGGUAAGGGGUUGGAGAAGAGGGUUUUCCCCCAGUCAUUUUAGAUAAGAGGUGAAAAGAAAGAACCCAAAGAGAGACAGCUCUUCUACCUUCAACACUUUUCUUACCAGCAAGAGCGGCAACAUUGAGGAAGUGCGGCCUUUUAAAACCUGAAGAGCAGUCUUAACCUUGCAGCCAGGAGUCCUUUAAAAAAGUCUCAGGGCCUAGUUGUUAAGUGCCUUGAUAUUUGCACUUGAUAAGAAAUGGCAAGUCAUUUCUUAACAAACAAACCAAACACAUACUGAAGACUACAGAGAAAAAAAAAAAAGUACCUGUGUGAUUUCCUCUUCAUUUACGAUGGUAUUCUAGUAAAUAUUUAUUUGGUUCUUACUAUGCUCUCUCUCCUACCCAUUCCCAUAUGUCAUAUUUGGCAAAUCAGAUGUCUGCUAAGAUGACAAAACACAGAGAUAAUUACCUUUAUAAAGGAAAAAACUAUG
This is a messenger RNA of Mesocricetus auratus (golden hamster), 1714 nucleotides long. RefSeq names its product lipid droplet assembly factor 1 (gene Ldaf1). The record is from RefSeq and is a predicted model, not a curated record. Bases 450 to 935 code for a protein of 161 amino acids. Lineage: Eukaryota; Metazoa; Chordata; Mammalia; Rodentia; Cricetidae. The transcript has 5 exons.